GAGCGUCGGAGCCUGUGGGGCCUCCGUGUCCGGGCCCGGGUCCCCUCCGACCCCCCGACCGACCCCCGCCACCGACCCGCUAUACAGCCAUCCCUUUCCAACUUCAGCUACAGUGCUAGCUAAGUUUGGAAAGACCCACACUGCGCAACCCGUUCGGCCGAGCCCCGUGCCACCCGUGCCAGCCUCGCCAGCCUCGCCAGCCGGGCCCGGAGUCCCGCCGCCCAGGAGCCACGCUGAGCGCGUUUGAUUUUGCACAGCUCUGGCAGGGAUUUUUCCUGGUCCUACCUCAAGCGCCCUGCCCUCCGGCCUCUGCCCUCCGGCCUCUGCCCUCCGGCCGCUGCCCUCCGGCCGCUGCCCUCCGGCCGCUGCCCCCGGCCGCACCAGCAGCGCCCGCACGGGGCACUCGGGCCCGCGGCGCCCCCCACCCCAGCGCGUCCCGCCCGCGCCCCCCGAGCCCCCGACCCUUAGGGACCAGGGGGCGACUCCCUCCGCCGGGGCCAUGGCCAAGGCAGCGGGCAGCACCAACCAGCGAGGCUGCCGUGGGUCCCUGGGCACCUACCUCACCUCUGCCAAGUUUCUGCUCUACAUGGGGCAUGCACUGUCGACUUGGGGAGACCGUAUGUGGCAUUUCGCUGUGUCUGUAUUCCUGGUGGAGCUGUAUGGGAACAACCUGCUUCUGACGGCCGUCUAUGGGCUGGUGGUGGCCGGCUCCGUCCUCCUGCUCGGGGCCAUCAUCGGCGACUGGGUGGACAGGAACCCCCGCCUGAAAGUGGCGCAGACAUCCCUGAUCGUCCAGAACACCUCGGUCAUCGUGUGCGGGAUCAUCCUCAUGGUGGUUUUCUUGUUCAAGACGCAGCUUCUGUCCAUGUACCACGGCUGGGUCCUGACGGCCUGCUACAUCCUGAUCAUCAGCAUUGCCAACGUCGCCAACCUCGCCAGCACCGCCACCAACAUCACCAUUCAGAGGGACUGGAUCGUGGUUGUAGCCGGGGAAGACAGGAGCCGGCUGGCAGACAUGAACGCCACCGUGCGCAGGAUUGACCAGCUGACCAACAUCCUGGCCCCGUUGGCCGUCGGGCAGAUCAUGACGUACGGCUCCCCUGUGAUUGGCUGUGGCUUCAUUUCCGGCUGGAACCUGAUGUCUGUGUGUGUGGAGUACCUCCUGCUCCGCCAGGUUUACCAGAAGACCCCGGCCCUGGCUCUCAAGACCAUGCCCAAGGCCGAGGAGGCGGAGCUGAAGCAGCUGACCCCGCAGAAAGACUGCAAGACCAGGCCCCCGGAGGUGUUGCAACUGAUGGGCGAGCAGGACCAGCGGACCCUCGAGCCCGAGGUGGAGCCGAGCUGCGGGGCCCAGAUCAUGGAGCCGUUCCGCACGCUGGGUGCCGGCUGGGCCUCCUACUACCGGCAGCCGAUAUUCCUGGCCGGCCUGGCCCUGUCCUUCCUCUACAUGACCGUUCUGGGUUUCGACUGCAUCACCACCGGCUACGCCUACACGCAGGGACUGAGCAGCUCGGCGCUCAGCCUCCUGAUGGGUGCCUCGGCCAUCACGGGCAUCGGGGGCACCGUGGCCUUCACGUGGCUGCGGCGCCGCUGCGGGCUGGUACGCACUGGCCUGAUCUCGGGAGCGGCCCAGCUGGCCUGCCUGAGCCUGUGCGUGCUAUCCGUCUUCAUGCCCGGCAGCCCCCUGGACCUCACGGUGUCGCCAUUCCAGUACAUCGGUUCCCGCUCCUUCCAGAAGGAGGCCCCAACCACGCUGGCCCCCCUGAUGACGACCCCCAACGGGCUCUUAUGGCGCAACAGCUCCGACCUUCCUAGCCCCACCCCUCAGGCCAGCCCCCAGCCCGUAUCUUUCAUCUCCGUCAGCCUGCUGUUUGCGGGCGUCAUUGCUGCUCGAAUCGGCCUCUGGUCCUUUGAUUUGACCGUGACCCAGCUGCUACAAGAGAAUGUGGUGGAGUCUGAGCGCGGCGUGAUCAACGGCGUCCAGAACUCCAUGAAUUACCUCCUCGACCUCCUGCACUUCAUCAUGGUCAUCCUGGCCCCCAACCCCGAAGCCUUCGGCCUCCUCGUGCUCAUCUCUGUCUCAUUCGUGGCCAUGGGCCACACCAUGUAUUUCCGGUUCGCUCAGAAAACCCUGGGGCCGCAGCUGCUCCGCUGCCGCUCCCCCGAGACCAAGUCCGUCUCUGAUGAAAACCCGCCCGGCCCCUCCUCGGUGGUCUGAGUGCGAGGGCCCAGCUGGCCCCCCCACAUACGCCCCCACCCCCUCCGGCUCCCGCUGGUUCCCGGGUGGCCGGCCGGCGGUCAUCUGCGCUCUAAAAAAACAUCCCGCUGCUACUGCCGCUCUCGCCCUCACCCCUUCCCCCAAUACCAAGGCGUUUCCUUCUGGUUUAGCCCGGCCUCAUCUGAGGGUGAGUGUUGGGCACGGAGAAUGGUGAGGGAUCCAGGCCGGAUGGGCUCCCUGCUGCUGGGGCUCGGUCCUUCCGGAAGUGGCCCUCGGGGAGGUGGUCCAGGUCCCUCCCGGUGGGAGGGUCUGCUUCAGGCGAAAGGGGUAGCUCCCCGUGGGUAGGUGGGCGGAUGGACGGGCCCCCGCUCUCUGCCCUCGAGAGGGGCUCCCCCAUCUCUCCCUGCGCCCCUCCCGGGGCUCUGACCUCACGCCGUUUCUGGGCUGCGGCUGGGCCAGCUUGGGCCGGUUCCAGUCUGGAGACGAGCGUGGGCUCUCGCCUGCUCCCCACCGCUGGCCAGCGGGCCCCAGUGUUAGUGUAGUGAUGGCGCGGGGCAGCGAGCCCGGGUGUCGGGGAUGACUGGGCCCCUAGCUGAGUUGGGGGAGGAUGGGGGCGUCCCGAUCUGAUGGUAGAGAAAACACCUUGGUAUUUCCACCGUGCUGACCUUCCCCCAGCCAGCAUCUUCCCGCUCACACAGCCCUCGCACCCUCACGGAAGCUGCCGAGAAGUAGCAAUUUAUAACGUAGCAUUCUCUUCCCCCGUGCCUAACUCUCCCACGAGACUCCCUACCGCUGCCCAGCAUCCUCGUGCCAGGCGAGUUCUCCGCGUGCCAGGCUGACCAGCUUGGGGGGUGCACAUGGGCUGCCCUGGCACAGGCACCCCCGCCAACUUCGCCCUGCGAUAGGAACCACCACACACACACAAACAUACACACACACAAAUGCAUACAUGCUCUCACACCAGCAAGGGAAUUAGAGGGUCAGAAAGCCAACUGGGAAAUCUUGUUUUUUAAAUCUCUGGACAUGUGUUUAGGCGACAUCAUUGUCUUUUCUCUGUUGUGACCCGCAACAUUUCCUGUUUUUCAAUCUCCGGUCAGCGGGGCCAGUUCCCUGAGCGGCCCAUGGGGGCUGGGGGUGGGGAGUUGGUCCGGGUCCCUUUCCCGGGCCCCGGUCCCAGGCGGCCACCACUCCAACCAUCCACGCACUUUCACAGAGACGGUGCAGCGCCAUGUCUCUCUGAGCACUUUCUCUUCCUGUAAAGUUUAACCCUUUCCGUCUUCCUCCUCCUCCUCCUCCUGUUUCCUACAGCAUGACAGUGUGAUUUGCUUCGUUGUCAAAUCUUUGUAAAAUUUUUCUAUAUAAAGAUAUUUUUAAAAUCUUGA
Molecule: messenger RNA, 3600 nt
Organism: Ornithorhynchus anatinus (platypus)
Lineage: Eukaryota; Metazoa; Chordata; Mammalia; Monotremata; Ornithorhynchidae
Gene: SLC40A1
Product: solute carrier family 40 member 1
Exons: 8
Coding region: 500-2218 (572 amino acids)
Biological process (GO): iron ion transmembrane transport
Cellular component (GO): basolateral plasma membrane
Molecular function (GO): peptide hormone binding; iron ion transmembrane transporter activity
Source: RefSeq, a predicted model, not a curated record